Molecule: messenger RNA, 666 nt
Organism: Echinostoma caproni
Lineage: Eukaryota; Metazoa; Platyhelminthes; Trematoda; Plagiorchiida; Echinostomatidae
Source: the annotation of a GenBank genome assembly
AUGCCAUGCAAUCCGGAAGAUGAGUUUCCGCCACCAACCAAAAAGCUAAGACCCGAAUCUCCUGUUGAAAAGUUUAGUUUCAGUGUGGAGGAGGUCGGGCGCAUUUGUUCCGCGUCUAGCGAAAAGUGUGAAUUGGAAGUUUUAACUCGAGAAUUAGAUUCCCUCGAUGAAGAUGCUGUUUUCUCACGUAUGCAGCGCUACCUCGCUACUGGAUCCGUACAGUUACUUACAUCCUCACUGCCACCUCUUUCCGGAUUGUACCCUUUUCCCAAACGGAACUGUUCCGCUGAGCAUUGCAUUUAUCUGCCUCCUAAGAAGACGGAGCUCGACGAAUCCCCAUGUGUCUCAGAGGACACACCUAUUGUUCCUCAGGUGGCAGGUGAUAGUUCCCGACGGGAAAUUGCCCAGGGGGCUCGCCUAGAAGCUUCCGUCCUCCAGAAGAUCGCUUAUCUUAAACAUCAGGGACUUUGGUCUUCGAGUCGGCUACCAAAAGUAAUGGAACCCAAUCAGGGUCGUUCUCACCACGAGUAUCUAAUGGAUGAAGUUUUAUGGCUGUCGGCUGACUUCGUGGAAGAAAGGAAAUGGAAGAAAGAAAUCGCUCAUCAUGUGAGUAUGUCGACCGUACUUCGGUUUGGUGUAUGCAACUUGGUAUCCAUUAUUAACUAG